AUGUCUGUGGGUCCAAUUAACGACGCCUCAGACCAUCUUGCCUUCCUCGUACACCGGGCUUUAACAAGCGCAGGCUUCAUCUUUCGGUUCCGGAUCGAUAUCGACUGUGAGCAUGGUGAUGCCGAACGAGGCCUCUUUGGGAACCGAUGCAAUAGAAGGAGAGAUCUACAACAUACGUGGAGCCAUACUAUUCCGACCAACACCUUACGAUAG
Messenger RNA from Penicillium brevicompactum, 213 nucleotides. RefSeq lists its product as uncharacterized. The transcript has 4 exons. The record is from RefSeq and is a predicted model, not a curated record. NCBI's taxonomy places the organism in Eukaryota, Fungi, Ascomycota, Eurotiomycetes, Eurotiales, Aspergillaceae. The coding region runs from base 1 to 213 and encodes 70 amino acids.